AACAGAUGGAGAAGUAAAGAAAUUUAUUUCUUAAUUUGGUUUCUUUGUUUUUUCAUUUUUGUUCUUAAUUGUAGGUUGAACAGAAUUUACUUGAUAAAGUUUGGCCACAUUUACGUGUACUAGCUCGUUCAUCGCCACAAGAUAAAUAUAUACUUGUAAGAGGUAUUAUGGCAUCAAGAAUCAAUCCGGCACGUGAAAUUGUUGCUGUUACUGCUAAUGGGACAAAUGAUAUUCCUUCUUUGAAAAUAGCUGAUGUCGGCUUUGCUAUGGGCAUUCAAGGUACUGAUGUAGCAAAAGAAGCAUCAGAUAUAAUUCUAGUUGAUGAUAAUUUGGUUUCAAUUGUCAAAGCUGUUAUGUGGAGUCGCAAUUUUUAUGAUUCAAUAGCAAAAUCACUUCAAUUUCAAUUAACUGUUAAAUGUCCAUUACGUGAUAUACAUAUGUUAUGGAUUUAUUUAACUAUGAAUAUAUUCGCAUCAUUAAUAUUUGUUUUUAACGUACCAACAGAAGAUAUAUUAACACGUAAACCAUAUGGAUGUACACGGCCAUUAAUAUCACGAAGAAUGAUGAAAAAUAUUGUUGGUCAUGCUAUUUAUCAAUUAACUGUUAUCUUUUUUAUUUUAUCUGCUGGACCUACAAUAUUCAGUAUUGGUGAUGGGCGUCCAGUUGAUAGUAUAUUUAAAUCAUCCGAACAUUUUACAAUAAUAUUUAAUGUAUUUAUCUUAAUGAAUUUAUUUAACGAAAUAAAUUAUCAACAAAUUCAUGGUGAAAAGAAUGUUUUCCAUACACUAUCUAAAAAUUCAAUCUUUUAUGGUAUAUGGAUUUUUACAUUUGUUGCUCAAAUUGCUCUUGUUCACUAUGGUUCAUUAGCAUUUUCUUGUGUUGCAUUAACAUUUAAACAAUGGAUAUGGUGUCUUCUUCUUGGUGCCUCAGUUCUUCCAUGGAAUCAAGUAACAAUAUUUAGUUUUGUUUUAUUAUAUUUUAUAACAAAUUUUAUUUGUUUUAGGUGGUUAAUUUGA
This is a messenger RNA of Rotaria sp. Silwood2, 1016 nucleotides long. NCBI's taxonomy places the organism in Eukaryota, Metazoa, Rotifera, Eurotatoria, Philodinida, Philodinidae. The record is from the annotation of a GenBank genome assembly.